This is a messenger RNA of Guillardia theta CCMP2712, 657 nucleotides long. RefSeq lists its product as hypothetical. NCBI's taxonomy places the organism in Eukaryota, Cryptophyceae, Pyrenomonadales, Geminigeraceae. The transcript has 6 exons. The coding region runs from base 1 to 657 and encodes 218 amino acids. The record is from RefSeq and is a predicted model, not a curated record.
AUGAUUCUUGUGCAGGUGCAAGAAGACAUUGCAUGGGAAAGCCCAUACGGAGUGUUGACCGUAUACGAACGAAGAAUUCGCAUGCAAGACGACGAUGGGGGAGGAGGGGGCCCGGACGGAAACGGCGGAGGGGGCGGUGGAGGAAACUCUGACGAUUAUCCCCCACUCGUUGGAGGAUUGAAGAAGGAGGGCAAAGUUGUCAGGUGGCAUGUGGUUGGAUCUCCCUUGGGGAAUUUUAGCAGCGUUGUUGUGUUUCCAUUUGAUUCACGAACGAAGACUUGCUGGCUCAUCAGGGAGAUACAAAGUGGGGUGCCUGGAGGACUGUUCGAAGAGAAAAAGCAUAAGGACCUGCUGCAAGCUGCUCGAGAUGAACUGAAUGAGGAAGCCGGCUUGAUGGGCGGAACCUGGAUUGCUCUUGCUCCGGAAGGGAUACCACAGGACAAGUACUCGCGUAAUCGUUUACACCCUUACCUUGUCAUCGACUGCAUGCGGGACCCAAAUCCAAAACCUAAGGAUGAUGAUGAGAUCAUCGAAGUGGAGCAAGGAGUAGCCCUGGAAGAAGCCAGGAGGAGAGUGCUUGAAGGCGAUAUGCCUGCACCUGCAGCUAUGGUGACUCUCCUAGCGAUCGACAAACUUCGACAGCUAGGACAUAUUUGA